AUGGCGGACCAAGCAGCAAGUCCGGAACCAGACGAGUUUGGCGCUCUUCCAGGCGCCGUCUCUGACCUGCGCUCCAGGUUCGAACAGCUCUCCAAGUCCGAAAACAGCCGCCCUGCUUAUGGGCAGCGAUCUUGCUCCACCACCUCCUCCACCACCGCCCGCCAAAGGGAUCUAAGCGCUACACACACAUUCGGUCAGGCGGAGAAGAAGCUUGUCAUUGGUCAUAUCGCUCCUCAGAAGCCCAAAAAGUCUUCGCCGCCUUUGCAUUUUGCGGGCGAUGCUUCUACGUCGGCAUCCACGCCCACCACAACCACACUCUCUGCAAAGCAGUCGCAUCCAGGUCCAACAACAAUCAGUGCAGCCGACCUCUCUGCCCUAUCUGCGCAGCUUAGCCCCAACUCCUCCACUACCGAGCUCAGCAAGCUUGUGAGCAAAGACAAGUAUGCGUCCCAUUCGCGCCCAGUCUUGGGUUCCGCAAAGUCACACGCAGUCCCAAUGUCAAAAUUUGGCGAGCCCAGUCCUACCCUGCUGACGCCAAAGUCCUACAGCGUUCGCGAGACUGCUUCCAGUCUCCCCACGUCGGCGGUCGUAUCGGCUAACGCCUCAGCUUCUGCAUCUGAUACAGAAGGUCCGACCAAGGCCAAGCUGCCCCCUCCCCGCCCACCUAAACCCAGCUCGCACGCGCACGGCAUCCAGAUUCUGGACGACGCAGACCUCGAACGCCUCUCUUCAGGCUCGUCCACCCGUGUCUCGUCACUCGCCAGCAUGUUUGGCCAUCAUUCGCACCAGCAAAAGAGCGGCAGCACCAGCAACAGCAAAGGCGCCAGUGCCAGCUUGACACCAAAUCGCAUCUCUACCGGUGGCAACCAUUUUCUCAGAUACUCUCGCUCCAACGAGCAGUUGUCGCCAACAGUCGACACAGGUUCUGAGCCAUACAAUCCUUUCAAACAGCCUCCGCCAGUGGUCCCGCCGCGGCCUCUCAAGACAGACAGCUCUUCAGAGAGCCUAUCCAGGCUGCCUGGCUCAAUUGCUUCCAUCGUUCUCGAUUCGGGUGCCGGCUCGGCUCCUGACAUCCCUGCCGGGCAGAUCGACACUUCUUUCGUCUCUCCGUCGCCGCCAGAGGGUUCGUUGGCCCCGCCGCCUCCACUGCCAUCUAGAGCGGUUGAAUCCCUAGAUGUGGAUGCACCAUCGCGAAGAAGACUAAGCGCCUCCAAGAGCACCGGGCAACUUCCACUGCUGAGCAGCGUGCUUUCGGAAGCCGAGGCCGAGUUUCCUCCGCUGCCAGCUCGCAGGCCAGCAGGUGGCGAAGCUAAUGCAGCCCAGAAUGGAUCAGCCAUCAUGCCUCCGCCUCAGCGCAGCACACCUUCAGCAUCAUCCGCAGCUCCUUUCCACCGUUCGCAGACGGUCAUAGCAAGAUCCACACCAAUUCCAGUCUCUUCCAAGACUGCAAGGUCUCCGCGCCACGCCCACACUCUAUUCCCCAACGAAAUGGACGCAGCAUCGACACACCUUCCGCCUCCAAUUCGGAACGCGGGCGUCACACAGUCUGACUCCAUCGGCCGUAGCUUCGGCUCCAAGUUCAGAUCAAAUCGUCAGGGCUCGGAUAGUUCGGAGGGAGAAGAUGAGUCCGAGCUUGCCUCGUCUCUCUCCCCGUCGUCCUCUUUCAAGGCUCCCAGCGGGCUUCGUAGGAUGCAUGCCACUGCCGACAUGACCGCGAGCGGACUGCCGGACACCUCGCACGCCAAUCGCCGUGCACCCAAGUUCAACCCAGAUUGCUGCACGUACGCAAAACAGGGCUUCCAGUGCUUCGCUGUGUGUGGACACACAGUCGUUACGGGAAGCGGUGACAAGGUCAAAGUCUAUCGCGUAGGAGAGUCGGCCAGCGGCGUCGGAGAGAAGCUAUGCACUGUGGGCGAGCAUCUGUCCAAGGAGGUCAAGCUGACAGCACUUGAGUUUCGGCCGCCGGAUCACGGUCAGCCUCCUGUACCAGCCAUCGGCAGACGAUCGCAUUCAGAGACAGCGGAUGAGGGCAGAUACCUGUGGUGCGGAACCAAGGACGGUCAUAUUUGGGAGCUUGACGUGGCCGAGGCGCAGGUGGUCUACUCGCGGCAGAACGUUCAUUCGGACCCUAUCCAGCUGCUCAAGAGGGUCGGCGAUAAGAUGGUCUCUCUGGACGAGGGUGGCAAGAUCUCGCUGUGGCUUCCGAGUUCGGACCCAGAUCCAGCUGUAGCAGGGCUACGUCUGUCGAAUCCGCCCAUCACGCAGCGCAUCGCCAUGGAGAAGGGCUCGCAUGCUUGCGUCGUUGGCACGCAACUUUGGGUAUCGGCCGGCCCGUCAGCACAGAGGAACGCCAAGGAUUAUGCCGGCAGCAAAGGCCCUCGUAUCCGCAUCUACAACCCAUUUGCAGACGACAAGCCCUUCAACGCCACUUCCAAAGCCGUCAACAUACCACCCGACAUGGCUGAAGGGGUGGGCGUCGUCACUGGCGGUGCUGUCAUCCCUUCGCGCCCGAAUUUCGUCUACUUUGGCCAUGAUUCAGGACACGUCUCCAUCUGGUCGCGGCAGACGUACGAAUGUGUCGGCGUGCGCAGGCUCGGUCCACACGGUCUCACCGCUGUUGCAGGCGUCGUCAAAUAUCUGUGGGUCGCAACUCGAGCUGGCACCAUUUCGGUCUUCGAUACCGAGACCGCGCCCUGGCGCGCGCUCAAGGUGUGGACCGCACAUAAGGAGCCUGUCACGGCCAUCAAGGUCGACGAGCACGGGAUCGAGAAGGCUGGGCGACUCCAGGUGGCUUCUGGUGGGCUCGAUGCAGCGGUGCAUCUGUGGGAUGGAACGCUCUCGUACGACUGGAUUGAAGCAGAGAAGGGGCUACGCGAGGCCGAGUUCUGCACAUAUCGAAGCAUCAAGACGCUGCAUGUGACGUUCAACAUGGAUGCUGCGUCGCCGAGCGAUCUCGAGACGUCGGCGGAGAACAUGGAGGUGUUUGGAUCGAUGCUGCGCAACGCUUGUCAGGUGGGAUCGGACAGUCUGGCUGCGGAUCGACCGCCGGAUAUCAUCGUAUUUGGAUUCCAGGAGCUGAUAGAUCUGGAGAGCAAGAAGCUUACCGCCAAGAGCCUGCUGUUGGGCGGGGGUAAGAAGAAGGCCAACGAUCUGGGCGAUCGGGUGUCGAGGCAGUACAGGGCUUGGUACGAUAAGCUGAUCCAGAUUGUUCGGUAUGCCAUGCCCGCGACGUGCGGCUACCUGCUCGUGCAGUCCGAGUCGCUGGUGGGUCUAUUUACAUGCGUCUUUGUCAAGCAGACCGAGUUCAAAAACGUUCGCGAGCUGGCGAUCAGCACGGCCAAGACGGGCAUGGGCGGCCGAUACGGCAACAAGGGCGCCGUCAUCGCACGGCUGGUGAUGCAGGAUACAAGCUUCGCCUUUGUCAAUUCGCACCUUGCCGCAGGGCAGAAGCACGUAAAGCAGCGCAAUGCGGAUGUUGCCGACAUCUUGGAGUACCCGGCCGUGUUCGACGAUCCACACGCGGACCCGGCAGCCUACAUCGGCGGUGGGGAUGGAAGCAUGAUCCUCGAUCACGAACUGUGUAUCUUCUCGGGCGAUCUCAACUACCGUAUCGACCAUUCGCGCGACACUGUGCUCUCGGCCAUCAGCGCGCGCAAGAUCGCCCCUUUACUGGAGCAAGACCAACUGCGCAAGGAGCUCAAGUACAACCCGGCGUUUCGACUCAAAGACUUCAGCGAAGCACCCAUCUCGUUCCUGCCGACCUACAAGUACGACCGCGGCACGCAUGACUGGGACUCGUCCGAAAAGAACAGGAUCCCCGCCUGGUGCGACCGCGUGCUGUUCAAGAGCCACAACCCGGACCGGAUCCGCUGUCUCGAGUACAGGAGGUGGGAGUGCACGAUCAGCGACCAUAGGCCUGUUACGGCGAUCUUUGAGGCCAAAGUCAAGGCAGCCGAUCAUAGGAGGAGGCAGAGUGUGGAGGAUGAGGUGAAGCUCAAGUGGCGCGAGUUGGAGAGGAGGUUGUUGGAUACCGCGAUUGCUGCGUAUGCUGAUCCGAAGUAG
Molecule: messenger RNA, 4062 nt
Organism: Sporisorium graminicola
Lineage: Eukaryota; Fungi; Basidiomycota; Ustilaginomycetes; Ustilaginales; Ustilaginaceae
Exons: 1
Coding region: 1-4062 (1353 amino acids)
Biological process (GO): phosphatidylinositol dephosphorylation
Molecular function (GO): protein binding; phosphatidylinositol-4,5-bisphosphate 5-phosphatase activity
Source: RefSeq, a predicted model, not a curated record